This is a messenger RNA of Gekko japonicus, 2544 nucleotides long. It is a transcript of the gene LRRFIP2, whose product is annotated as leucine rich repeat (in FLII) interacting protein 2. The coding region runs from base 250 to 2442 and encodes 730 amino acids. Lineage: Eukaryota; Metazoa; Chordata; Lepidosauria; Squamata; Gekkonidae. The record is from RefSeq and is a predicted model, not a curated record. The transcript has 28 exons. Gene Ontology annotation, biological process: regulation of DNA-templated transcription.
GUGACGCAUGCGCGCCGGGGAGUGUGUGUGAGGGGAAGAGUUCUCGGCGGCUGAAGUGUCGGAUCGCGGGGCUGACGGUUGGAGCGGCCGGCUGCCCAGGCAAGCGGCGCCGUGACAGGAAGCUGCUUUCCUCCGGCCUCCGGGAGGGGGGGAGCCUGAGGUCCGUUUGGAACCCCGGCGUCGGCGCGAGAUCUGGCCACUUGGAUCUGAUACAAUCCUGCAAGAGAAUUACUGAAGGUAUAUUUAAACAUGGGGACUCCUGGAUCGGGAAGAAAAAGAACACCAGUGAAAGACAGAUUCUCAGCAGAAGAUGAAGCCUUGAGUCAUAUUGCCAGAGAGGCAGAAGCACGGCUUGCAGCCAAACGUGCAGCCCGAGCAGAAGCACGAGAUAUUCGCAUGAGGGAACUGGAACGACAACAGAAAGAGCUUUCUCAGCGUUGUUACGAUAGAAAAUGGGGACAUAUCCAAAAGUGGAUGGAUGAUUCAGAGAAGGCUAAGUAUUCACACCGGCCCAGCCAUCGGUCAUACCUGGGAGCUGAUGGCUUGGUGUCCUCUCGGAAUGCUGGUAGCCACCGGAGCAUCUCAUUGGAUGUCAGUGGGUCGCACAGGAGCAGAGCAAGUACCUCUAGAAGGAGAGAUCUUGUGAGCCACAGUUAUAGUGAUUCUCAUGGUGGGAAGAAGUCUUCCAGCUCACAUAAAAAUCUUUUGAGUGGAUUUUACCAUGACCAAAGAAAUUACAGCAGCCUUAGACAUAGCAAACCACUUUCUACCUAUCACCCUCGGUCAUCUUCCCUCUACAGCGAUCCUUUGGCAACAUCUAAGAGUUACAGGGUAUCUCCAGAUGUAAAUGCCGGUUUGAUAAGAAGUGCCAGUUUGGCAUCAUUGUGUGGUGAUGGAUUGCAUAAUUCAUAUGGCCAUUAUACUCCUUCUGAAUACAGUUAUUCUUCCAGAGCAAGUUCAGCACGAAGUAGUCCAGUGUUUACAGAUGAUGAAGCAGGGAGCACUGUAUCAUCUGAUCGUGCCAUGCGAGGGCGGAGGGAUAGCGUGUCAACUGACUUUUCAGAUCAUAGUGAAACUGCAGCUGAUUAUUUUAGCCGUUCAAAUCGUAGGGGAAGCAUUGUUUCUGACUUGGAUGAUGUCAGCAUUCCAGACUUGAACAUUCAAGAAGACAAGUGUGACAAGCAGUAUUCUGACUUCUAUGUAAGGCCAUCAUCUCGCAAUUCAGCAACUCCUUUGAGUGGAAAUUCAUCUAGGCGAGGAAGUGGGGAUACUGGCAGUUUGGUGGAUCCUGAUACCUCGUUAAGUGAAUUGCGGGAUAUCUAUGAUCUUAAGGACCAGAUACAAGAUGUAGAGGGGAGAUACAUACAGGGCCUUAAAGAGCUAAAGGAGUCUCUUGCUGAAGUAGAAGAAAAAUACAAGAAAGCAAUGGUUUCUAAUGCCCAACUGGAUAAUGAGAAAAACAAUUUGAUCUACCAAGUGGAUACUCUGAAGGAUGUCAUUGAGGAAAGAGAGGAGCAGUUAGCAGAAUACUACAGGGAAAAUGAAGACAAAUCUAAGGAAUUGGAAAGGCAGAAACACUCGUGUUCUGUUCUGCAGCAUAAGGUGGAUGAACUAAAAGAGGGCCUUCGCCAAAGAGAUGAACUAAUAGAGGAGAACCAACGCAUGCAGCAGAAAAUAGAGUCUCUAACCAAAGAGGUGUUUGACCUCCAGGAGACAGUUAAUUGGAAAGAUAAAAAAAUUGGGGCCCUAGAGAGACAGAAAGAGUACUUUGACUGCAUUAGGAUUGAGCGAGAUGAGCUCAGAGAUGAGCUGGCUGACCUCAAGGAAACAAUGAAGACAGGAGAGAAACAUGGAUUAGUUAUAAUCCCAGAUGGCACUCCGAAUGGCGAUGUCAGUCAUGAGCCGGUGGUUGGUGCAAUAACUGUUGUAUCACAGGAAGCUGCUCAGGUGUUGGAAUCAGCAGGGGAAGGACCACUAGAUGUUAGGCUACGAAAGCUAGCAGGAGAAAAAGAAGAGUUAUUGUCACAGAUUAAAAAACUCAAGUUACAGUUGGAAGAGGCACGACAGUCUUCUAGAAAUGAUGGCACAAAUACUGAUAUAACAGGAUUGGAAAACGGUUCUGAUUUGCAGUUAAUUGAAAUGCAGAGAGAUGCCAACAGGCAAAUAAGUGAAUACAAAUUUAAACUUUCAAAAGCUGAACAGGAUAUAACUACGUCAGAACAAAAUAUUUUAAGACUAGAAGGACAAGUAUUAAGAUACAAAACUGCUGCAGAGAAUGCGGAAAAAGUAGAAGAUGAACUCAAAGCAGAAAAAAGAAAACUUCAGCGAGAGCUAAGAACAGCAUUGGACAGGGCAGAAGAGAUGGAGAUGACCAACAGCCACUUAGUAAAAAGGUUGGAGAAGAUGAAGGCAAACAGAUCAGCACUUUUAUCUCAACAGUAGAAAGGAAUUUAAAACAAUUAUGCACUGCUCCUUGAAAUAACUCCCCCUAGCUUGUUUUAAUACAGACUUUCUUUGGCACAAACUUCAAACACUGAGCUUUUC